AAGAAGUGCUCUCCUCACUCUCACACACUCCUCUAACAAGCUGAACCACUUUUCUCAAGAUGACUGCAGGUCUAUGUGUGUGUGUCGUGCUGGCUGUCCUGUGUACAAGCUGUUUGGGGCUCCCCUUCUCCUCCCAGCUCCUAGACGAGGGCCAGCGCUCCAUCUCUGCUCCUUCUGAAGCUCUCCUUGAGGCUGGCACCCACACCUUGGGAGAACCCAACCUCCAACACAGCCACUCUGCCCCGCAGCUGAGAGCUCUUCCUCUGGCUGAGGAGGAUGCAGACUCCCGAGCCAACCUCAGCGAGCUGCUGGCAAGACUCAUCUCCUCCAGGAAAGGUUCUGUGCGCAGAAACUCCACAGCAAACAGCAGAGGCAACGGACUGAGUGCCAACCAUCGGAUAGCAGACAGGGACUACGUGGGGUGGAUGGAUUUCGGCCGCCGUAGUGCAGAGGAGUACGAGUACUCCUCGUAAAGGGAAGUCAGGGCUCAUGCCCCUUCCGUAUGGGCACACAAGAAAAAGAAGAAAAAAAAACACGCAAGCUGGCUCCUCACUGUCUCACAACAAGAGUCUAUUUAUGAUGUAUUUGUUGUACAUUUGUUUGUAAAACUGUAAUAAUGCAAUAUACAUAUGCCAAAUUUUGCAGAAAAGCUCUCACUGUCCAAGAUUUGUUUGUUUCUGGUUUUCUCUGGUUUCUUUAUCAUUUUGGGUGGAGAGGAUCGGGGAUGGCAUCAGGGUCUGUUGAGGCAAACUGAACUGAAUAAAGAUUGAAAAUA
This is a messenger RNA of Larimichthys crocea (large yellow croaker), 775 nucleotides long. RefSeq names its product cholecystokinin b (gene cckb). Gene Ontology annotation, biological process: digestion. Lineage: Eukaryota; Metazoa; Chordata; Actinopteri; Sciaenidae. Gene Ontology annotation, cellular component: axon; extracellular region. Gene Ontology annotation, molecular function: neuropeptide hormone activity. The record is from RefSeq and is marked provisional.